GUCGUGUAACUUCUCUUGCUUUAAAUUAUAUAUUAUAUGAUAAAAGUGAUAAUAUAAAACAUUAGUUUCAUUGUUUUUACGAUUAAAAGUCAAAAAUGGUAAAUAUAGUAAUAGUAAUAAUUAAGAUUUAAGAGUGGUAUUUGAAUAAAUAAAAGAAUUGAAUAAAUUAUUGUUAGAGAAAUAUAUGGUAACAUAUUGUUAGUCUAAGUUUAAAGUAAGACCAAAAAUGAUGAGUUAAAUAAAAGGAUCCAAACAACACGAUAAUAAUAAUAAUAAUAAUAAUAAUAAUAAUAAUAAUAAUAAUAAUAAUAAUAAUAAUAAUAAUAAUAAUAAUAAUAAUAAUAAUAAUAAUAAGGAAUUGCAUUACUUACGUUUAAUCCAUACGUAAUAUUAGUCCACUAGUUGAUGUCCCGCACCUUGUAUGGAUUAAUAUCUAUAUAUAUAUAUAUAUACCUAAUAAUUUUUAAUUCUCGUGUUCAUUUUAUUAAAAAUAUUAAAUUAGAUACAAUUUUUAAUUAAUACUAUAAACAUAAAACUUCAAUAUUCACAUUGAUAAUAUAUAUAUUAAAUUAUAUUCUUUUGUUUCAUAGUUUUAUUUAUGGGAUGUAAAUUUUGGAUCAAUACUUUUUCUACAGAAAUAAUCAAAUCAUGAAAUUUGGAUUUGAAAUUAAACAUUUAUUAUAUUUGGACUGAAAAAAAUCAAAUAGCACUGAAAAAAAUUAUAAACAAUUACAACUCAUAAAAUGUCAACAAAUAACAAUAUUUUAGAGGUGUUCAGUCCGGUAAAACCUUUAGAUUUGGUAGUACCGAAUAAAUCGAAUGGAUGUUAUUUGGUAGUACCGAAUAAAUCGAAUGGAUGUUAUUUUAAAAAACCAGCAGAAUAUAGAUAUGGUUCAGUAUAUUAGCCGAUCCAACCGAAUAAACUAAAGAAACCAAUUAAUUAAAAAUAUGUUAGUAUACUUAUAUAUAAAUUUUAUAAUAAUUUGUAUCUGGAUCAAUAUUUCAAAUAAGAAUUAGAGAAACUGUUAUGAUAUUAGUCAUUAAAUCAUAAACUAAAUAUGUUUAACCCAUACGUAAUAUUAGUCCAUUAAUUUCUUUGACGGUCCUUUGUAAGAAAUUUAACCGUUCAUCUCUCUCUCUCUCUCUCUCACCACCACUCUUUCUGAUUGACUUGACUCUGGUCUCUUUGUCUCCCUAACUCUAAGUUAUCUUCCGUCGAUGGAUUCCUUUGCUGGAUUCGGCAAUUCUUAUGAAUUCAGCAGCACUAGCUUCUUCUUCACCGCACCCACCGACUCAUCUAUUCUUUAUGCCCCCACCGCACCCGAUGCAUCGGCGCUACGACUUCUCUCCAACAGCCUCGAGUCCGUCUUUGACUCGCCGGAGUCUUUCUACAGCGACGCCAAGCUUGUCCUCUCCGGCGGACGGGAAGUAUCCUUCCACCGCGUUCUUCUCGCAGCGAGGAGCCCCUUCUUCAGAAACGCGCUGACCACCGCCGUCGUGAAGCUCGAGCUGAAGGAGAUCGCCAAGGAUCACGUCGUCGGCGUUGACUCGGUGGUUGCCGUUUUAGCGUACAUUUACAGCGGCAGAGUGAAGCCGCCGCCGAAAGGAGUCUCCGAAUGCGCAGACGAGAGUUGCGGCCACGUGUCCUGCCGGCCGGCGGUGGACUUCAUGGUGGAGGUUCUGUAUUUAGCUUCCGUCUUCGAGAUUCAUGAACUAGCUACGCUCUACCAGAGGCAUUUACUGGACGUUGUAGACAAAGUUGUUGUAAUAGAGGACACGUUGCUCGUACUCAAGCUUUCUAGUAUCUGUGGUGAAGCUUGCAAGAAGCUAACAGAUAGAUGCUUAAAGAUUAUCGUCAAGUCUGAUGUCGACUUAGUUACUCUUGACAAGUCAUUGCCGCAACACAUCGUCAAAGAGAUAGUUAAACUCCGUAACGAUCUCGGCUUUGAGGUGCCUGAGCUAGAGAAACAUGUCUUGAAUAUAUACAAGGCACUUGACUCUGAUGACGUCGAGCUUGUUAAAAUGCUUUUGACUGAAGGCCACACUAAUCUUGAUGAUGCCUACGCUCUUCAUUUCGCUGUUAAGUAUUGCGAUGUCAAGACCGCGAAUGAUCUCCUUGACCUAGAGAUUGCCGAUGUCAACCUUAGGAAUCCGAGGGGAUACACGGUGCUUCAUGUUGCCGCCAUGCGCAAGGAGCCUGAUCUGAUCCUAUCUCUGUUGACAAAAGGGUCACGUGCAUCGGAAACGUCUUUCGAAGGUAGAACGGCUCUCUUGAUUGCGAAGCAAGUCACUAUGGCGGCUGAGUAUAAUAAUCUUGCGGAGCAAUGCAAGCCUUCUCUGAAAGGUAGGAUAUGCGUAGAGAUACUAGAGCAAGCGGACAAAGGAGAUCCAUUUCCUAGAGAUGUUUCUCCCUCUCUUGCAAUGGCGGACCAUGAACUCAAGAUGAGGCUGCUCGAUCUUGAAAACAGAGUUGCACUGGCUCAACGUCUCUUCCCUACGGAAGCACAAGUUGCAAUGAAUAUCGCCCAAGUGAAGGGAACAUCCGAGUUCACUGUGUCUAGCCUCGACCCUGACUAUCUCAUUGGUGCAAAGAGAACAUCACCUUUUAAAAUCCUAGAAGAGCAUCAAAGCAGAUUAAAAGCGCUUUCUAAAACUGUGGAACUGGGGAAACGCUUCUUCCCACGAUGUUCGGCAGUACUUGAUCAGAUUAUGGACUGUGACGAUUUGACUCAGCUGGCUUGCGGAGAAGGCGACACUCCUGAGAAAAGACUACAAAAGAAGCAGAGGUACAUGGAAAUACAGGAGACUGUGAAGAAGGCCUUUACUGAGGACAAGGAGGAACAUGGUAAUUCCUCUCUCUCAGCUUCUUCUUCUUCCACGUUCAAAUCAAUAGCUAGAAAGAGGUCUAAACUCUACCAUCGGCGUCGCUGAGACUCUUGGGGUAAUUUUUUCGAUGUACCAUAUAUUAUUCUGUUUUCAUGAUUGCUUACUGUCUAUAGUUACCGUCAUAUAGUUUUUUUUUUGGGGUCAAAGGCAUCAUAUAUUUUAUUCUUCAUAAACAUCCUGUAUUUUAGAUGCAGGUGUGUCGGAAAAAAAAAUGAUGUAACAUUUUGAACCAGAAUUAAGCAAAUUUGUGAUGUAUAUAUGCUUAUGUACCAUAACAAUUACCCGUGAUGGUGUUACAGAGUUUACAAGAAUCAAAGUGUGAAAAAAUGACAAGUUGCUGGCCUAUUUGGUUCAGAAGUGUAAGAAUACUUAUUGAACUAUAUAAGUGUUAAAAAUGGUAUAGGUUAUGCAAAAUUACUCCUGAGAUGGAUUCGGCAGAGACUGACACUUGAUUAUGCAAAUUACUCCUGAGAUGAUUUCCUUAUAUAUUACUGCUGAGAUGGAGUCCGCAGAGAUUGACACUUGUUUAUGCAAAAUCUAUCUUUCAGUUAUAAAGGGAACCCCAAAAAGUAAAUACAAGGCUCUUGUCAAAGUGGGAUGAAUGAAUUAUCAUAUCCUAUACGUACUGAACUUACGUAAAAUCGUAUACGCAAACAAUUAAGCAAAACUUAUUUGAAUAAAUCUCAUAAUUGCGAAUAUUCAACGCUCCAAUUCUUCAUAUCAGUGGCGUUGACUAAGAUCCACUCGUAAUCUCCAGCUGGCAAGGAGGGGAAAGGAAUGAUAAUGAGAGCUUCAGAAGCACGUUCCAUUUUUCAUGAGAAAAAAGACAGAGUGGCCUUUAUAAGCUCGCCUGAAGCGUGUUUCACAAUUAUCAGGCAUACCCAUUCGCAUCAAUUUGUGUUGACUGAGAUCAAUUCGUAAUACAUAUCCAGCUUGUAAGGAAUAAAUAAAUGUAAAAAAGUGUUCAACAUGACGAGUGGAGAACAAAAGAAAAAAUGGAUAGCUCAUCGUCAACCAAAGCUGUAGUCCUGACGGGAUCUAAGUCGAGCAAUGACAGCACCUUCACCAUCAUGAAAUCUUCCGACGGACUUUACAAGAUUCCUUUCGGCAGUGCUGACAAACCAAUGGAACUCGGUUUAGAAAAGUUAGAUGACCGUGGUACAUGGGUGUUAGCAUUGUCGAACGGAAAUCAUUCUCGCUUAGGCUUUUCUUUCCACCUGGUGGUUCCGUCUUAAGAACGGAACUCGGUUUUAAACAUGUUCCGCCUUCUGCCGGCUACUCUUUGUAUCUGUCUUUUCAUGGUGAUGUUUCAUUUCAUAUCAAACAUCAGUGUGUGAUUUUUUUCUUUUGAUGUGAUGUUUCAUUUUAAAGAGUUGAUGAUGAUAAUUCACAUAAUAAUAAUUGUAGAAGAAUACUUUUAGUUUUAGAAUACCACGAAUCUCAACCGCUGAAGAAACCAUGUUUUGAGGAAUAGAAAGAUAAUUCAUUGGUCUCAAUACAUAGGUGACUGAUAGAUCUCAGAUUAAAUCCACUAAAAAAUAGGGUACAAAAUUUUGAUUACGUGUAUAAUUAAGAAGUAAUUUCGAGAAAAGUAUACAGAGUACAAGUUAAGUAUAAAAAGUGUAUACUUUAUUCAUUAUAUGAGAAGAUACAACUAUGGAGAGUUAGGGGUAUAAAUUAACAAAAGAGUAUGAGGAUAUUUAGAUUUGAGACUUUAGGCUUGCUAUGGAAUAAUUCGGAUCCUCCACUUCUUGUUCCUGAUUCUCCUUUUCAUAGGUCUUGGUCUGGACCUGGCUCUGGUUCUUCCAUAAUUGUUUAGCAUUGUUUUCAACCUUUAUUAAUUAGUUAUUACAUAGAUAAAAUACAAAUGUGGAAUCAUUGAUUCUUAGAAGCAAGAGAAAAUGAGAAAGGUAGACAAAAUGUUCCUAACUAGUAGUAAGCACUAAUUGAAAGUGUGAAACUGUGAAUACAAAUUGAAAAUGAGUCAAAGUCAAAGACUCUACUCAACGUAUCUUCGAUAUAGUGUCUCGAACAAAUGGUUCCGUGUUCCCAUCACAAUUGUUUAACAUUUGGGGUCAGUAAUACCACAAGACUUGAGAUAAAUGCUAAGGACAUUGCUAUCGAGGAUACGAGUUUUAAUAACAUCACAUAGACAUGAAUGGUGCUCUUUUAGCUGUUCACAGCAUGCAGUCGACAUCAUCAUUCUCUUAGCAAUACCGUCGAAACAAACCUGAAGCGCAUUUGUCGCACAUGAUUCUCCAUUCCUCUUGGAACGACUUCCCUUGACAGCGAUAGCUUUUGUCGGAGGAGGGAAUGAUGCCAAGAGUACGACGAAUGCGAUAAGCAACAAUGCUACGAUCUUCAUGUAUAUAUAAUUGUUUGUUUGUAUCUCUUUUUACCACCUUUUUGUUUUCUGGGUAAAAAAUGUGAAGAUCUGUUUAGGUAUUUAUUGGAUAAUCAAGGAUUCAUGUUGUAUGGUAUUGCGUAAUAGACUCGAUUCGCCUUAUUUAUCAACACGUACGCAAUUAGCUAUGUAUAUAUAUAGACUACAUGCAUGCAAAGUUCAAUUACUUUUCCAUAAUAGGUUAAGAAAUUUAUAGAAAUACUAUUUAAAUUUCGAAUUGGUUACCAAAAUGGUUUACAAAUUAUAGUAAUUUAUUCUAAUCAAUAAGAAACUGUAUAAAAACUGAAAAAAAUAAGAAAGAAGCACAGAUUCUUUGGUAUGGUGUCUCGAUAAUCUUUUACUGUGUUCAACAUUUGGGGUUAGGCAUACCACAAGACUUGAGACUAGAGCUAAGAACACUGGUAUCGACCAUACGAGAUUUAAUUAUAUCACACAGACAUGUAUGAUGCUCUUUCAGACUCGCACAACAUGCAGGCUUCACCGGCGCUCCACGAGCUAUGCCAUCAAAGCAAACCUUAACCGCACUUGUAAGACAUGAUUUCGCAUUGCUCUUGGAACUUGUCGGAGGAGGGAAUGAUGCCAAGGCUAUGACAAAUGUGAUAAGUAACAAUGCUACCAUCUUCAUGUUUAGUUCUUCGUUUAGAGUUGUUUGGAUACCUAUUGUUGUUUAAGAAAAAAUGUUUGAAAACUUGUUGAGGUAUUUAUUGAAUAAACAAUGAUUCACAUAUCGUAUGGUAUUGCAUAAUAAACGCGUUUUAUCUUGCUAAACAACAUGAACGUGAUUAGUAUUGUGCAAAUAUAGCCUUGAGGUAAACAGCAAGUCAACUGGUUUGUUUGGUGUAGAAAAUUAUAGAAAUAUUAUUUCUACAUAUUU
Messenger RNA from Brassica rapa (field mustard), 6164 nucleotides. RefSeq names its product regulatory protein NPR1. Lineage: Eukaryota; Viridiplantae; Streptophyta; Magnoliopsida; Brassicales; Brassicaceae. Gene Ontology annotation, biological process: regulation of salicylic acid mediated signaling pathway; regulation of jasmonic acid mediated signaling pathway; defense response to bacterium. Gene Ontology annotation, molecular function: protein binding. Gene Ontology annotation, cellular component: cytoplasm; nucleus. The record is from RefSeq and is a predicted model, not a curated record.